UUGACACUUCUUCUAACAUAAUUGUUAUUGUUUCAAUGUCGAUCUAGAAUUUUGGUUUGAUUAAACAAUAAAUAUGCUAGAAAACUCCUAAAGGUUUUAGUAGGACCGCAAUUAAACAAUUUUAAAAUGGACUAUGUCUAUAACAGUGGUGAUGGCGUCGGCCGCAGCGACGAUGUUAUUACAUUGACAAUGUACCACAACCAAUCAAGGACCGGUCAUUAUUCUCCCAGUUUUCGAUCGUUCAGUAUUAUGGGACAAAGCGAUCCAGAGUAUUCUGAGUUCGGAACAGUAUUAGCUGACGGAGGCGAUCGGUUUGCUGUGUCAGCAAUUUGUUUUGAUAGUCAAGAAGAGCUGCUGUGGAUGGGAAAUGCAGGUGGCCAUGUUACAUCCUACUUUGGUUCGGGAAUGGACAAAUACACGUCUUUUCAAGUUCAUGCAACAGAGCCAGUUUGCCAAAUCCUAACGAUUGACAAUGGCAUUUUAGCAUUAACUCAUACUUCGUUGCGACAUCAAAUUCGUCGCGGUAUACCGAAAUUUACACAUCGAUCGUCGAAUAUGAUUGACCUGCGAUGCAUGUUGCUGUUGUCAAAUCGUUUAAUUAUGGGAGGCAAUCAGGAUGACAUAAUUGAUUUAGAUUUGGCCACACUUACGGAAACUAAAGCUGCUUCGGGGCAAUCUGGAUGUGCCAUUUUGAGAAAACAUCGCUUUUUAUGUGCCGGUGAUGCAUACGGAAAAGUAACGUUGUACGAUCCAAACUCAUUGAGCAUUGAGCAUACGAUAAGCACGCAUCAGGGAUUGUCUGACUUUGAUGUUCAAGGAAAUUAUUUGAUUUCUUGCGGCUAUACCGAACGGCAAGGAUUAGUAAACGUCGAUCGGUUCUUAAUGGUGCAUGAUGUGCGAAUGCUGCGAGUCGUGCAACCAAUUCAAUGUCUAAUAGAGCCCGUGAUGAUGAGAUUCAUUCCGUCGCAAUACAAUCGGCUGGCAGUUGUUUCAGACACCGGCCAAUUGCAACUUGUGGACACAGUGGAGCUGAGUGAACCGAAAAUCUGCAUGUAUCAGGUGACGAACAGUAACUCAUGCUCAUGUUUUGACAUUUCGACCACAUCUCAUGUGAUGGCGUUUGGAGACCGAACCGGUCACAUUAGCCGAAUAUGUGCGGUAAACGUGGAGGAACCACCGAUAAACUCGUUUUCGAGAGAAACGGAAUUCGCUGACGUAAUUCCACCGCUACCGCCAGUUUCGAUAACUGACGAAAACUUUCCAUUGUCUUCUAUUUCGCUUCCACAUUUAGCAACUGGUGAUCGUUACUUCAGCGACUUCCCGCCCGAGUUGUUAGAAUAUAGGUUCCGUCGACCGAAACCUAUCGACCCGGAAAUUAUAGCUACAAUGAAAAUGAAAGGACCCAUUGGCUAUGCACCCAAUCCGAAGACGACCAGACGGAAUCAGGUACCGUACAAUUUGGAUCCCAAUUCGAACAGUCUGAGUUCAGUGCCGGUGUCCAAUUCGAAAGGAAUCGAGGUUUCGACAAAACUGAUUCCGAAACGAUACCGCAGAGUCGAAGUGAAGUAUACGAAACUUGGCGCACAAGAAUUUGAUUUCGAUCAGCACAAUCAAACUGGAUUUGCUGGACUUGAAGCUACACUACCAAAUGCGUACUGUAAUUCCAUGUUGCAGGUGUUGUAUUUCAUAAGUCCAUUGAGAAAAACAUUACUCGCACACUCAUGUUCGAAAGAAUUUUGCCUAUCGUGCGAAUUAGGAUUUUUAUUUCAUAUGCUGGAUACAUCCUCAGCCGACGCCCCGUGCCAGGCAAGCAAUUUUCUACGUUCAUUCCGAACAGUACCGGAGGCAUCGGCACUGGGCCUAAUUCUAUCCGAUUCCAGUACAAAUGUUAACUUUGCCAGCUUGAUUCAAAACUGGAAUCGAUUCAUUCUGCGUCAGAUACAUUACGAGAUUCUGGAAUCGAGGAAACACAACCAACCGCUGAUGAAUCUGAUCAAUAAGCCUGAUCAGACACCAGAAUUCUUUUACAAAGAAUCUGAUUUUCCGACCAUAAAUUUGUCGGAAAUUUUAAAAAAGAGUAAAAGCGAGGAAAUGUUUCAAUUCAUUGAUGUGUAUGCAGGUGAACCAAACGAGAAGCUAGAUGGCGAAGAUGAAAGCAAAGAUGAGGAGACUGAAAUUAGCCGACUUUUCGGAACAAAGCAAAAGUGCAUCCACAGAUGUUUGAAGUGUAAUGAAGAGAAAUCGAAGAACAACAUUCUGUUGGUGUGCAACAUGCUAUUGCAAUCGAAUGGCCGCGAAAACGAAAGCGUUUCCUUUUGCCAAAUUCUGAAGAACUCUUUGAGCGUCGAAAAAACAAUCAAAGCGUUUUGUGAUAAUUGCCAAAAGUUCUCACCAACGAAUCAAUAUGCUCGGGUUGUUGAUCUACCUCAAAUUCUCUCCAUAAAUUGCGGACUGACUCAUGAAAAAGACUUGACAUUCUUAAAACGACAAAUGAACCGGACGUUUGCAACACCUGCGACCACUUCGGAUAGUUCCAGUGCAGCUAAUCCUCCAAUGAAACAAUGCCGAUAUGGUUUGAACUGUUCAAGGGUCGAUUGUCAUUUUACCCAUCCAGAUCGAAAAUCGCCGACUUCGUCAGCCAUUCCAAUUACUCCACCAUCACAUACAAGAUCCAACACCUGGUUCCCACUUAAUUUUUCAAUGGAAAUCGAUGAGACGUCCGAACUGAAAAUCGAUUCGAGUAAUAAUUGCGAAACAAUAACCACAUCGCCGUCAGCUUCUGAUGCCAGUGGCGAUGCAACAACAGCUCAAUCAGAAAAUGAGGACAAAAAUGACAAUGAUGAAACUACUGCCGCCGCUACCACUAAAACCGUUUUAAAACAGAAAGAUUACAAACUAUCAGCGGUUGUAUGCGAAAUCAACGACUCGAAUCAGAAUCAGAAGCAUCUCGUUGCGCUGGCUUACGUUGGAAGUAGUUACCACCAAAUGAAGCUUGGUGAUACUACUAACAGACCGGGACAAUGGUACAUUUUCAAUGAUUUCAGCAUCGCACCCGUUUCCGUACAGGAAGCAGUUUGGUUUACAUUAGACUGGAAACAGCCCUGUGUGUUGUUUUACAGUUGUUGUGAUGUUGCCGACACCGAAGUCGCCUUGGAUCAGUACAUGAAUCCGUUUGUUCAUGACGUUUUCAGUCAACAAAUCUGCAAGAACAAACGCUAUGAUAUGAAAUUUAAGCCACUUUCGACGGCUGAAAUGCCAGCUAGAGGAGACUUGGUAGCUAUGGAUGCUGAGUUCGUCACUUUAAAUCCAGAAGAAAAUGAAAUUCGUGAUGGGAAAACGGCAACAAUUAAACCGUCCCAUAUGAGCGUGGCACGCAUAACAUGCAUAAGAGGCCAAGGUUCUGACGAAGGUGUACCUUUCAUCGAUGAUUACAUUUCAACGCAAGAGCAGGUCGUUGACUAUUUAACGAAAUUUUCUGGCAUUAAGCCUGGAGACUUGGAUGCGAAUUUCAGUAACAAACAUUUGACCACGUUAAAAAAUUCGUAUCAGAAAUUGAGAUUUUUGGCCGAUUCUGGUGUAAUUUUUGUGGGACAUGGACUGAGCAAUGACUUCCGGGUGAUCAAUAUGAUUGUUCCACCCGAACAAAUUAUCGACACGGUUCAUCUCUUUCAUUUGCCUCAUCAACGUAUGAUUUCAUUAAGAUUCCUCGCCUGGCACUUUUUACACACGAAAAUUCAAUCCGAAACUCAUGAUUCCAUCGAAGAUGCCCGAACUGCACUGCAACUGUACAAGCAUUACUUGGAAAUUGAGAAACAAGGCCGUUUGAAUGCAGAAAUUGCAGUUCUAUACGAAAAGGGCAAGCAAUUGUCGUGGAAAGUGCCACAAGACUAAUUUCAUUUAAGCAUCGAAAAAAAAAAGUUAGUUUUGUAAGCCGAGUCAUUGAUUUCGUGUUUCUUUCUUAGUUUAAAAUGAAAGUUUAGAAUUUAUGAGAAGAAUAUUUGCCAGCUCAUUGAUUUUUACUUGAAGAUUUUUUUCUUCUAAUAAAUCUAUUUGGAUUCAAA
Bradysia coprophila is the source of this 4061-nucleotide messenger RNA. It is a transcript of the gene PAN2, whose product is annotated as PAN2-PAN3 deadenylation complex catalytic subunit PAN2. Gene Ontology annotation, molecular function: nucleic acid binding; poly(A)-specific ribonuclease activity; protein binding. Gene Ontology annotation, cellular component: PAN complex; P-body. Gene Ontology annotation, biological process: mRNA processing; nuclear-transcribed mRNA poly(A) tail shortening. NCBI's taxonomy places the organism in Eukaryota, Metazoa, Arthropoda, Insecta, Diptera, Sciaridae. The record is from RefSeq and is a predicted model, not a curated record.